This is a messenger RNA of Melanotaenia boesemani (Boeseman's rainbowfish), 4728 nucleotides long. RefSeq names its product transmembrane protein 39A (gene tmem39a). The record is from RefSeq and is a predicted model, not a curated record. NCBI's taxonomy places the organism in Eukaryota, Metazoa, Chordata, Actinopteri, Atheriniformes, Melanotaeniidae. Gene Ontology annotation, cellular component: endoplasmic reticulum membrane. The coding region runs from base 370 to 1851 and encodes 493 amino acids. Gene Ontology annotation, biological process: negative regulation of autophagosome maturation; negative regulation of autophagosome assembly. The transcript is spliced from 9 exons.
GCGACUGCGCAAUGUGAGCUUGUUGAAGUCGCCAUCUGAUGACGACACGUAGAGAGGAGGUGCAGUUUUGCCACGUCGGUCUCUGUGUAACGCAUUUACACUGUUGCUCCUGGAACCCUGGAGUAACUUUUAGAUCCGUUUUAUGUUUUCGGUCAGGAAGAAAGGGACCCCCCAGUGUCACCGGUGCCGUUGUAGCUCAUCACCAGUGUUAUAUUUUGAAGCUAGAUGUCGGAGAAAUGCUUGGUGGUGUCCGGACUCUGCACACAACUGACUGAUGCAUCCUCGUUUAGUUCAACCCCCCGCAUGUUGUCGAUGUUGUUGGCCUGGCAUUACAUGGUGGCUGUCUGAGAAGAAAGGUAACUGGCGACCAUGCCAGGAGGCCGCAGGGGUCCCAGCAGACAGCAGAUAAGUCGCUCCGCUCUGCCGUCCCUGCAGACUCUAGUUGGAGGCAGCGUCAGCAAUGGCACAGGCCUCAGAAGCAGGAACAGUAACUCUGUGGGUCUGUCAGCCCCUCCUCUUUCUGCCCUCAUCACUCCGGAACCGGUCCGUCACUCGAGGAUUCCCGAGCUGCCGUUGGACAGCGGCCUGCUGUUCGAGUUCCUGCUCUUUCUUUACUUGCUGGUUGCCUUGUUUGUCCAGUAUAUCAACAUCUACAGGACAGUGUGGUGGUACCCAUACAGUCACCCUGCUGCCUCUACCUCGCUUAACUUUCAUCUAAUGGACUAUCACCUGGCUAUCUUCAUCACUGUCAUGUUGGCCAGGAGGCUUGUUUGGACCAUUGUUUCGGAGGUGUCUCAAAGCAGCGGAGGAUCACUACUUCGCUAUGUGGCACUGAUUGCAGCUCGACUCAGCUUGCUGACGUUGUGUGGCUGGGUGCUCUGCUGGACGCUGGUCAACCUUUGCAAGAACUACUCUGUGCUCAACCUCCUCUUCCUCGGAUACCCAUUUGGUGUGUACGUCCCGCUCUGCUGUUUCCAUCAGGAGGGAGGGAAAAGCCAAACAGCAACAGCUGACUGCGAUUACCCAACUGACCACCAGCAAGCCGACAUGGCUGAGUCGCCAUUCUUUCGGCCACGAGACUUCCUCCUCUUGUUGCGAGAGAAUCUAAGAGAGCAGUUUUCCAGCCCCCCACACAUGCCCACUCACACCUGCCCACCACACACACACUCAGACACGCCAGAGCUGAUUCGAGCAGAAGUGGAGGAGCUGAAGAGCGACUUCAACCGACGAAUCAAGGAAGUGCUGUUCAACUCUCUGUUCAGUGCUUACUAUGUAGCCUUCCUGCCACUCUGCUUUGUUAAGAGUACCCAGUACUAUGACAUGCGCUGGUCAUGUGAACAUCUGAUUAUGGUGUGGAUCAAUGCAUUUGUAAUGUUAAUGAGCCAACUGCUGCCUCCCAGCUACUGCGACCUGCUUCAUCGCUCAGCGGCCCACCUGGGCCGCUGGCAGAAACUAGAGCACGGAUCAUACAGUAACACACCUCAGCAUGUGUGGUCAGACAGCACCAUUUGGCCACAGGGGGUGUUGGUACGACACAGUCGGAGUCUGUAUAAGGCAGUCGGACCCUAUAAUGUUGCUCUGCCCUCUGAUGUUUCUCAUGCAAGGUUUUAUUUCCUGUUCCACAAGCCAUUGCGGAUCCUGAACCUGCUGAUAUGGAUCGAAUCCAGUGUGGUUUUAUAUCAGUUAUACUCUCUGUUGCGCUCUGAGCGUUGGAACCACACUUUGUCUCUGGGCCUUAUUCUCUUCUGCAACUACUACGUGCUUUUUAAACUGCUCCGAGACCGCAUUGUGCUGGGCAAAGCGUAUUCCUUCCCUCUGUCCUCCAACAGUUUGGAGCUCAAGUCGCAGUAAAAAAAGGAUCUGCACAGCAAGACCUCACCUUACAAACUCUGGAUGUGGAGCGGAGAUGGUCAGGUGUCAAGGGACAGUCUGUGAACUCAUAAUUGUGUUUUGAUACGGUUCUAUUUUUAAUGCAAUGUUUAUAUACACCUAUUUAAAAGAAUAUUUUUAUUUUGUAUACUAUUUUGUGUUACACCGGGCAUUACCACACUGACUACGUUAGCAUCUUGUGUUAUGUUGUUGCUAAAUGACAGGGAAGUCAGGGAAUGCCUGGGGGUGACUUUCACCAAAGAUAUUUUAAGUGCACAUGGCUAGUCACAGAGCAGACUUGGCCUCGGAUUGUCAGUAAAACCCGAUGAGCAACUUGGACGAGAAGAUGGAGCGUUGCCUGAGAUACCUGGUUGCAGGAGGAUUUGAUGAUUCCAACAUGGUGCAGCUGUUUAUGCCAACCCUGUCUCACUGUUCUUACAAAUGGUUUCAUUUGGAAAGAAUGCUCUGGGGAUUUUUUGUUAUUUUUUCCCCAUAUGUAGUGAAAUGAGAAUAUCGAUAUCACUCGCAUCUUGAGAGCAGCAUAAUUACUGGAUAUAACGGAAAUGGUUAAUCUUGCAAAAUUCACCUUCCAUAAUCUCUCAAGCAUAUAAGCAUUUUUUCCUCUUACUACUACAGUAUCCACAAAAACCAAAAUGCAAAGUGAAUUAUUCAAGUAAAAACUGACAAACAGGCCAUUUGACUUUGUGUACAAAACUAAAAGUAACAGAAUCAACUUAUUUUGGUUGAUUUAUGCAGGUUGGCUUGAACCACAUGUUUCCUCUCUGAGUUGAGUAACUUAAACAUCUGGUUAAAAUCUCACGUUUAACAUAGUACCAACAGAGUGCUCUUAACAUCCAUAUUGACUUGAAACUAACACGAUGAUGAGGAAGUCCCCAAAGUCUUGAACUAUUUCUUAAUGCAGUCUCUGAAUUUUUUUCCCCAUUACCAAGACCAGCAAAAACCUUCACACAAAUUGACCAGAGAUGAGUCCGUAGGGAAAGCGCUCCUAUUCACUGCUUCUGCAGAGAAUAUUGUAUACAUGUCUUUCACCAUAUUACAGUUUUCUCUUUAAGUAUCUGUUUUCAUAUCUUUGAGGCACAGUAACAGUAUCAGUCUUUAAAAAUGUGAAUGUGUUAUUCAUCUGUUGAGAUUCAAGAGAUUAUUGGCUUCCCUAAACUCAAAGUAUAUGAAAGAAGAAUAAAAGUAAAACGUGCCUGUGAUGGUUGGUGGUUUCUGAAAAAGAACUAUUUGAACAGCUGCUACAGAAAGUAGAUGAUGAUGUUUAAGACUGAUGGAUGUCUGGCCACAUUUUGACAUGCAGAAAGUAACGCAAGUGAAUUACUUUUAACUGCUCCUUCAGUUCAUCCUGCACGUUUAAACACAUUGGCAUUUAAAAAAUUGAGACCUCUUGGAUGGGAUGCAGGUAACAAAAUUAAUAUGGCUAAUAAAGGUUUUCUGCUGCUCUAAGCCUUCUCCCACUGUAAACAUGUUUACCUUUCACAAGUGAUGGGGCAGCAAGCAACCAUUGGCUCAAAAAACUGUCACAUUUACCAGUUUAUGUAUUCUCGGGUACCAAAAUUGUAUUUUAAACAAGUUGCCUUUUUGUUUACUCACAAUUUAUAAACAUCCGCUAACCGUUUAGUGCUUUUCUCUGUGUGAGCUUCAUCUUAUCGCCUGUUUUAAUUGCAUACAGAGCACAAACUUUAGACUAUGUUGAGGAUUAGCAUCAGGGUCUGACAGAAAGCAAUGCAACAUGAACAGAAAAUUGCCUGCAAAAUCUUAAUAUUUCCAUCUUCUGUCCAGAUUCCCACAUUGACUGCCUUAAAGUGUCAGUUGGAGUAUUAGCAGCGUUCAUGUGGAGCAUUGUGCCGGUUUGUCUGUAAACUUGCUUUUUAAGUCAGCUCUUCGGUGCUUCUGUUUGCCUUUCUCACACGAAUGUAGCAAACCUUUACAGCUAAAAGGUGCUCUUCAGUGGAUUGGCAUGUUUGUCACCUGAACACAGUGAAAUAAUCAGUUUUGAAUGGUUUUCAGUAUUUCUCCUCGGUCAAUGUGAUCCUAUUGAAAUUACACAUUUUCAGAUCUGUUUUUCAAUCUGGCUCUACAGCAAGUUAUUGACUGCUGGCUUUUUUUAGAGACUAUGAAAGGCUGAAAAAGAGAGAUGAGAAAUAAGGUCAGGAAAAUUUUAAAAUCCAUGCAUGUUGGUGUUUCUAUGUUUUUUUCUUUAUGUGCCAUAUCCCAGGAAUCCAGAUCCAGAUUUGUGGUUAUUCGGUGUGCAAGUCCCAGAGAUCUUAGAGGACUUGUUCCUCAUAUCUCUGAUUGUGACAGUGUUUAGCUUCUCAACACCAUUUCUGAAUUUUCUGACAACUGAAAUAAAAAAAGGUGUUUGAAUUAACAUUGUGUUCAUUUUUCUGAAUAGCAUAGGUUAUGCUUGUAAUUAGAAGAAAAAAAAUGUGACACAGUUGCAUAUUACAUAGCAUAUGUAUUUUGUCUGAUCAUCCAAAAAUCUUCAAUUAAAAAAAAAAAAAAAAAAAUCACACACAAGAGAAAAAAGUGCAUAAAAGCCAAGGCUAAACUGGUAUAAUGCAUGUUGUGGAAACCUGCAUUGCUUUAUGUGGCCACCAGAUGGCACUAAGCAACAAAGAACCAACAUUUGACAUUUUUUUCCUCACAGAAAAAUCAUUCAACACACUUGGGAGGAGACAUUUGCUGUUAAAAUCAUCCCGUAAAACAUCCUACAUUUCCUAAACAAAAGGAGACAAACUUUGUGAAUUGAGUACAGUGUAUUUGGAAAUGUCCACUAAGAAGAUACAAGGUAGGUUGGAAAGAAUGAAUUGGUUACUUUGGUAGCUGACUUGUACA